AUGGGUUGGCUUGACACCCAACGACCCAAAUCGGUCCUAUACGUGAGCUUCGGCAGCGUGGCGGUGAUGACCCGUGACCAAUUCACAGAGUUCUGGCAUGGGCUCGUCGACAGCGGGAAGCCGUUCUUGUGGGCCAUAAGGCCCAACUUGAUCGUUGACGAUAAUGGACCAAAUAUUACCACUCUUGAUGAGCUGAAGGCGGCCACACCAAUGAGGGGCCUGAUAGUGGGCUGGGCCCCGCAAGAGGAUGUUCUGGCCCACGAUGCCGUAGGCGGGUUCCUGACGCACAGCGGGUGGAACUCGACUUUGGAGAGUAUGACAGCCGGCAAGCCUAUGAUCUGUUGGCCCGCGAUUGCGGACCAGCAGGUCAACAGUAGGUGCGUGAGCCAUAUGUGGAAAGUGGGCCUCGAUAUGAAGGAUAUUUGCGAGAGAUCAACGGUGGAGAAAAUGGUGAGGCAUUUGAUGGAGAGCGGGAGGGAAGAGUUGUUGAGAUCGACGGAGGAGAUUGCUCGGUUGGCUCGGGAAAGCGUUCGUGAGGGCGGGUCGUCUCAUCGCAAUCUCGAGAAGUUGAUUGAGGAUAUAAAAGUUGGUACAUUCCUCUAG
This is a messenger RNA of Striga hermonthica, 603 nucleotides long. NCBI's taxonomy places the organism in Eukaryota, Viridiplantae, Streptophyta, Magnoliopsida, Lamiales, Orobanchaceae. The record is from the annotation of a GenBank genome assembly.